Stomoxys calcitrans (stable fly) is the source of this 969-nucleotide messenger RNA. RefSeq names its product keratin, type II cytoskeletal 2 epidermal-like. The coding region runs from base 1 to 969 and encodes 322 amino acids. The transcript has a single exon. Lineage: Eukaryota; Metazoa; Arthropoda; Insecta; Diptera; Muscidae. The record is from RefSeq and is a predicted model, not a curated record.
AUGCGUGGAUUUAUUGUGUUGUGUCUUGUGGCAAGUGCCUGCGCCCAAUCUGGAUAUAACUAUCAAAAAGGAGAAGGAGGAGUGGGAGGUAGUGGAGGAAAUGGAGUGGGCGGUGGCCUGGGUGGAAGGGGCUUAGGAGGUGGUGAUUUUGGUGCCAGCGGUGCCAAUGGUGGAUUAAGCGGAAGCGGUGCUGGAUUAGGUGGAGGUGGUCUAGGUGGAAGUGGUUUUGGUGGAGACAGUGGUUACAAUGCUCCAGGCUCAUCCUUGGGUGGUUCCAGCUUGUCUGCCCCCUCCUUUGGCUCUUCCGCAGGUUCCAGCCCUUCUUUUGGUUCUAGUGGCUCAAGUCCUUCCUUUGGUGCUUCCAGUCCUUCAUUUGGCGGCUCAAGCUCUAGUCCUUCUUUUGGAGAUUCUGAUGGUCCCGAUGGCGCCUCUUCUUUCGAUGCUCCCGAAGCUGAAGGUCCUGUGGAAAAACAAUUCAUUACAUACACUGCUGAAGACCAGGAUUUCGUUGAUCCACAGGCCACCGAACAAUUUGCCAAUUCGGUUAAACAAGGACUCCGUGUGGUCUUCAUCAAGGGCCCCGAUAACAGUGGUUUGGAAAAUGCUGCCAUUGCUUUGGCCAAACAAGCUUCAGACCAAAAGACCGAUGUCUAUGUUCUCAACAAGCAGGCUGAUCUCGCUGCCUUGGCCAAUAAGUUGAACGCCGAAAACAGCAAUUCCAAUAACAAACCCGAUGUGCACUUUGUCAAAUAUCGCACCCCCGAAGAUGCUGCCAACGCUCAGAAGACCAUCCAAGCUGAAUAUGAUGCUUUGGGUGGAAAAUCUGAAAAUAUUGAUGGUGGUGUUGCCUCAUCGCUGAACUUUGCAUCUCAGGCUCCAGUUGCUCCUGCUGGUCAACAUGGAUCUUUUGGCGCUGCCACUAGUCCCAGCUAUCUUCCUGCAUCGAUUUUCCGUCGUUAUCGUUUUUAA